Tarenaya hassleriana is the source of this 814-nucleotide messenger RNA. RefSeq names its product eukaryotic translation initiation factor 5A. The transcript is spliced from 5 exons. Gene Ontology annotation, biological process: positive regulation of translational elongation; positive regulation of translational termination. Lineage: Eukaryota; Viridiplantae; Streptophyta; Magnoliopsida; Brassicales; Cleomaceae. The coding region runs from base 141 to 623 and encodes 160 amino acids. The record is from RefSeq and is a predicted model, not a curated record. Gene Ontology annotation, molecular function: RNA binding; ribosome binding; translation elongation factor activity.
CGACCGCUUUCGUUUGCUUGAGAAUUCUCUCUCUCCGUCUUGCCAUUAAGAGAAUUGAGGCCUGGUGAAAUCUUCUUUUCUCCGUAGAUUUCGAUCGUUGUCUUCUCCAUUACCGGAGAUCUCUCUGAAUUCUGUCGGUCAUGUCGGACGAGGAGCACCACUUCGAGUCCAAAGCUGAUGCCGGAGCUUCCAAAACCUACCCUCAGCAGGCUGGAACCAUCCGCAAGAACGGCUAUAUCGUCAUUAAGAAUCGUCCCUGCAAGGUUGUGGAAGUUUCAACUUCAAAGACGGGGAAGCACGGCCAUGCCAAAUGCCACUUUGUCGGGAUAGACAUAUUCACUGGCAAGAAGCUCGAGGAUAUUGUCCCCUCUUCUCACAAUAGUGAUGUUCCCCAUGUUAACCGUACUGAUUACCAGCUCAUUGAUAUCUCCGAGGAUGGCUUUGUUAGUCUUCUGACUGAUAGCGGAGACACUAAGGAUGAUCUCAGGCUUCCAACCGAUGAGAGUCUGCUCAAACAGAUCAAAGACGGAUUCGAGGAGGGGAAGGAUCUGAUCGUGUCGGUGAUGUCAGCAAUGGGGGAGGAGCAGAUCUGCGGUCUGAAAGACAUUGGUCCCAAGGCUUAGGGCUUUUCUCCCACUUUGGGAUCCCCCUCUUACAAGAUAGUAUCAGUUUGACAAAAUAUGACGGGGAAGAUCAACCAAAACUUGAUAUAAUCAAUGCGUGUUUCGUCGGUUUUUCGGGUUUUGUGGACAAGUCAUAAUAUGUUAAAACAGGUUCGAACUUUCUAUGCCAUUCUUAUGUUUGCUUUGGUUUU